Molecule: messenger RNA, 1497 nt
Organism: Aspergillus affinis
Lineage: Eukaryota; Fungi; Ascomycota; Eurotiomycetes; Eurotiales; Aspergillaceae
Product: SET domain-containing protein
Exons: 4
Coding region: 1-1497 (498 amino acids)
Biological process (GO): peptidyl-lysine monomethylation
Cellular component (GO): nucleus
Molecular function (GO): protein-lysine N-methyltransferase activity
Source: RefSeq, a predicted model, not a curated record
AUGAGACGCGAAUACCUACUCCUCGAGACCCUUCCUUCCUGGGCGCGCCUGAACGGCAUCACGACCAAUGGCGUCGCGUUCCGGAAGCUCGCGCCGACAGACGAAGGCGACGACAAGGGGACUGCGAUUGUCGCGACAGAGGAGAGGGUGAAUGCGACUGAAGAGGGAGAUGGGGGUUCCGGGGAAGUUCUGCUGAGCGUGCCGUCUGAUAUGGUCCUUUCGCUUCAGGCGGUUGAGGCGCAUGCGAAGUCAGAUCGGCAUUUGAGGGAGGUGCUGGAUGCGGUAGGGGAGUUUGGGAGGACCGCGCGCGGCGCAAUCCUGAUCUUCUUGAUCAUGCAAAUCACACAUUCGAGUCCGGACUUCAGCUCCGAGUCGCAUAAGAUCGGGGUAUCGAAUCCCUGGUCCGAAUACGUCAAGUACAUGCCGGCGUCGAUCACGUUGCCUACGUUCUACACGGAGGAAGAGCUGGAGCUGCUCCGGGGUACUUCUCUCCGGUUAGCGAUCGAUGCGAAGGCUAUCUCUCUCGAAAAAGAGUUUGAGCAUCUGCGUAAGUCCACGGAGAGUAUAUCCUGGUGCGAGAAGUUGUGGUGGGAUGAGGAAACCGGGAGAUUUACGUUCGAUGACUGGCGCUAUGUCGAUGCCGUGUACCGAUCGCGCAUGGUCGAUUUACCGAGCAGUGGCCACGCGAUGGUUCCCUGCGUUGAUAUGGCAAAUCAUGCAUCGGAUGAUGCGGUGAAGGCGCUGUAUGACGAAGAUGUUGAGGGGAAUGCCGUUCUGCGGUUGCGUUGGGGCAAGAAGAUGAAUGCUGGCGAUGAGGUUACCAUAUCUUAUGGCAACGAGAAACCAGCGUCGGAGAUGGUUUUCUCGUACGGAUUUCUUGAUCCCGAACAAACGACGGCCAAUCAGGUCUUCGUCGAUCUUGAUAUCCCCAAUGACGAUCCGUUGAAGAUGGCAAAGAUGGCGUUCUACAAGGAUGCGCCAGGUGUUCGGAUACUAUCGCCUCCUGCAGAUUCAGAAACUCAGAGCACCAGCUGGGACAGCCCAUUUGUUUGGUGGGCUUGCGUCAACGAGGAAGAUGGCCUCGAUUUUAACGUGCUGCAAACCAAUGACGGCGGGCGAGAGCUGAGAGCUAGUUGGAAAGGCGAAGAAGUGGACCUCUCCGGGGAUCUCAGAAACUGCUUAGCUUCGGACCCCCUAUGGGAUUUAUUCCAGCUGCGAGCCGUAGUGACAAUCCUGGAUCGGCUGGAAACCCAAUUUUUUACGCUUCAGCAGACCCAAGCGAUGAUUGCGGAGAUCAGGCAAGACGAGAGUAUGCGAGAAAUCUUCAGGCCUGACGUGUUUGGUACGGUGAUGAGACUGCGGGAUUUAGAAGUGAAGAUGUUGGAGAAGGCGAUCGGGGACCUCGCGAAACAGAGAGACGAUUUGAUGACCAUAGAGACGGUCAGCGCUUAUCUCAGCAGCCAACAGUCAGGCGAUAUCGAAGAAGAUUUCUCGUGA